Molecule: messenger RNA, 393 nt
Organism: Trypanosoma grayi
Lineage: Eukaryota; Euglenozoa; Kinetoplastea; Trypanosomatida; Trypanosomatidae
Exons: 1
Source: RefSeq, a predicted model, not a curated record
CUCCGCCGCCGCCGACGCCGCCGAGGGGCGCUGCUGCGGGGCCCGGUGAAGUACCGCGUGACACACUCCCUACGGCUGCCCGCCGCCGUGGCGCACCACCACAGCCUCACCAGGGCGGUCUACUUGCAGCAUACCGGCACCAUCGUUGCGCUGCUGGACCGCGGCGAUGACGCAGUGUCGCUCGUUACUACCGUCGCUGCCGAGUCGUUUCACGUGAUUGAUGAACUGGCGAUGGCGGCGCGCGAGGUCCUGAUGUGCGCAGAGCCGCUCUCUACUGCCUGGACCGACGCCGUUGUUGUUGGCACCGCUGUGCAGCCGCGUAAGGCCAUGGGGGAGCCAACGGCGGGNUGCUGCAUGUGUUACCGCUCCGCAUUGCGGCGGCCGCGAGCAUAA